This is a messenger RNA of Histoplasma capsulatum G186AR, 522 nucleotides long. RefSeq lists its product as uncharacterized. The record is from RefSeq and is a predicted model, not a curated record. The transcript has 2 exons. The coding region runs from base 1 to 522 and encodes 173 amino acids. Lineage: Eukaryota; Fungi; Ascomycota; Eurotiomycetes; Onygenales; Ajellomycetaceae.
AUGCCCCGCGAUGAUACCCCAGAGCUCGAAGAUGCUGCUCCAACCAACAAUGUCUUAACCAGUGCACUGAGGAGAAAUCCAGUGCACGUCACAGCCGAUCUUGCCUCGCAAGGCCCAGUGUUCCUCUCCAGACCCUUCUUCGGCCCUCUCCUGUUCGAUAACAAUGCAUCCGACGCCCGCGAUCACUGCGCCAACGAGCGAACAUUCCUCUCGUGGCUGCGGCUAUCCAUGUACCUCUCCAUCGUUGCCUGCGCAAUCAUAAUGUCCUUCCACCUCCGGUACAAGCCGUCGCAGUUGGAGUUGCGCAUGGCGCUCCCGCUCGGCAUCAUCUUUUGGGUUUUGUCAUUCAUCUGCCUGUGUAGCGGGUUCGCGACUUACAUACGGACAAUGACCAAAUAUAGUCGAAAUGCUGCGCUGGUGCAGAGUGGUUGGAAGACGCAGGUGGUUUUCACCGUUGUUGCUAUAUCGAUCAUUGGGACGUGUAUCAUACUCUUAAGCACGGAUCCUCCAGCAAAGCCGUAA